Ictalurus punctatus (channel catfish) is the source of this 12932-nucleotide messenger RNA. RefSeq names its product keratin-associated protein 16-1. The record is from RefSeq and is a predicted model, not a curated record. Bases 1973 to 3226 code for a protein of 417 amino acids. Lineage: Eukaryota; Metazoa; Chordata; Actinopteri; Siluriformes; Ictaluridae. The transcript is spliced from 5 exons.
UCCCUCUCAUGUAUGUCGCACUUUCUCUUUCACCUCUUUCCGUCUGUGCUUUCCUCUUAUUUGCCCGUCUUGUCUGUUGAUCUCUUGUUCUCUCCAUGUGUGCCUGCACACGUCUCUGAGGUGUUGCUCCUUUUUGGCAGUAUGUGCUGCCUGUGGAGCUGUGCCUCUUCUGUGUCUCCUGGGUCCGCUUGGGUGUUCUCGCUUCAGUUCAACUAAACUGCCUGCAUGUCUUUCUCCUUUACCUGGGAGGCUGAACGUAUGACAUACAUAAUUCAGCCAAGCAGACAUCAGUCAGCAGAUCCUCGUUUGUGAACGAAAUUUCACAGCACAAACAAUUGCCGAUUCGUUCAUUUCAUUCACAAACUGCAAGUACCAGUUUGCACAGACACAUGAUGACAUAGCAGUUCCAAAUGAGCGUUCCGAAUCAAUCUUUGCACUCGGACGGAUUGCUUACUGACUGACAGAUGUUAGUAGACCUGUUAGCUACCCCCUUCCCUGAGUUGAUGACCUGAUGGAAUGCCUGGAGAGAGCCCGGCAUCUCCACCUUGGACCCGAUGAAGGGCUACUGGCAAGUCACACUGACGCCAGAAGCAAAGCCAAAAACCGCUUUCAGCAGUGCCAGCAACCACUGGCAGUACUGUGUUCUCCCCUUCGGCCUCUACAGAGCACCAGUGACCUUCCAGCACCUGAUGGACAUCAUCCUAAGGCCACACUGCCAGUUUGCUUGGACGAUGUCGUCAUCCACUCCUCCACCUGGUCUGCCCACCUCUAUUACCUCAGGGAAGACCUUGGAAGCCUCUGGAAGCCUCUGGAAGGCCAGGUUGACGGCCAACACGAAGAAAUGCUACCUGGAGCUGAUAUAGGCUCAAUACCCUCGGCCCACAUCAAAGAAACAGUUAUGUGCCUUUCUGGGGCUGGUGGGGUAUUACAGGAGAUUUGUCCCUAACUUCUCUCUAGCUUCCCCCCUCUCAGACCUUACCAAGAAUGGCCAACCGGACCGGUGCAGUGGACAGAGGAAGUGGAAUGGGCGUUCCAGGCCCUCAAGCAGGCCAUCACUAGCUUGCCUGUCCUCAGAAACUCUGACUUCUCCCUACCCUUCUCCAUCCACACAUAAGCAUCCGAGACAGGACUGGGGGCUGUCCUAUCCCAGACCUUUGGUGAAGAGCACCCGGUCCUCUACAUCAGCAGAAAGUUAACCCCUGCCGAGCAGAAGUAUGCCACGGUGGAACAAGAAGCCCUCGCAAUAAAGUGGGCCACAGAUGAACUACAGUACUACCUGGCAGGGCACCAUUUCACCCGGUCACGGACCAUACUUCCCUUACAGUGGAUGGCCCGGGCAAAAGACAUGAAUGCCAGCGUGACCUGGUGGUUCCUCUUGUUGCAGGACUUCUCAUUCCAGGUCCAGCACUGAGCGGGGACCCAGCACAGAAAUGCCGAUGUCCUCUCAAGAAGGCAUGCCCUCCUGACCCAACUCUCACCAGCAGUAGGCUCAGAGAGAUGCCGACAUCGACAACAAAGAACAACCCAGAGAAGAAGCUCUCCGGCUGUGCUGCGCCUCUCAACGGCAGCCUCGGCCUGCUCCACGCCUUCUGGGUCCUGCCUCACGGCUGUGCCAGCCCAUAAAUCACUCCCCACGCCGGGAAGACAGCGAUACCUACCUCCACACAGAGCACCUUUACAUCUCCACUCCAACACCCGAACUGAAAUAAAAGCACUCCUUUUGCACCACCUCUGCCUUCAGAGUGUCUGUGUUCUACCUAUCCCAGCCCUCAAGGCCAUAAUUGAACGGAAGACCUACAACGGAAGCAGCAGAUUGCCAUGAAGUACCUGGGCUUCAAUCUACCACCUAUGUUCACGGGGAACUAUUCCACGCCACAACAACAGGAGGAGAAGUAACAAACUGAGCCACGUAAGCAGCAGGUCGCCAUGAAGUACCUGGGCUUCAACCUACCACCUAUGUUCACGGACAACUAUGCCACACCAUGACAACAGGAGGAGGAGUCCGGGUACAAGUGGGAGUCUGUGGUCUGGGCUAGUACCAUCUCCCUCCCUCCCUCCCUCCCUCCCUCCCUCCCCUAUAAUAGAUCUAGGUCAGCAAACGGAGUCAGCGGAGAACAAAAGUCAGCCUCCAUGCUUGUCUGAGGACGCCACCCAGCUUUUCGGUUCAGCUGAGGACGUCGCUCAAUCACCCAGGUUGGCUGAAGAUGUCGCUCCAUGUCCUGACAUACCCAAGUGCUCCCCUCUGUUCGCCAACCCUGUGCACAAUGCCGCUGUGCUUGCCAGCUCCGCUGAAGAAGGCACUCCACUUUUCUGCCCGGCGGAGGACAUCGCUCUGCCUUCCUGCUCGGCUGAGGACGCCACUCUGCCUUUCUGUUCAGCUGAGGACGUCGCUCUGCCUUCCUGCUCGGCUGUGGACGUCGCUCUGCCUUCCUGCUCGGGUGAGGUCAUCGCUCUGCCUUCCUGCUCAACUGAGGUUGUCGCUCUGCCAUCCUCCUUCGCUGAGGACGUUGCUCUGCCUCCAUGUUCCACUGAAGACGUCGUUCCUCAACUUUGCUGUACACCAUAUGUCACUCCCCCUUCCUGCUCCACAGAGGGCAUCGUUCCCCCCUCAUGCUCUGCAGAGAGCAUCGUUCCUCCCUUUGGCCUCGCAGAGAACCUCGCUUCCCUCCCUGGCCUCACAGAGAACCUCGCUCCCCUCUAUGGCCUCGCGGAAAUCUUGAAGCUUCCCUUGGGCCUCGCAGAGAACGUCGCUCCCCUCUCCUGUCUUCUGGAGGAAGUUGUCCCGCUGUCCUACCACACAGACGUCACUCUGAGCUCCAGCCCUGCUGAGGAGGUCGCUCUGAGCUCCAGCUCCACUGUGGAUGUCGCUCUGCUUACCUGUUCCUCUGAGGAUGUCGCUCUGCUUACCUGUUCCGCUGAAGACGUCACUCUGCUUUCCUGUUCCGCUGAGGACGUUGCUCAGCGUACCUGUUCCGCUGAGGACAUUGCUCUGCCUACCUGUUACACUGAGGACGUUGUGUUGCUUUCUUGUUCCGCUGAGGACGGCACUCAGUCUCCUAGUUCUGCUGGGGACAUUUUGCCCAAGGGGCCAGGACCACCAGAUGGAGGGAGAAGCGCCCUUUGGGAGGGGGGGAUUCUGUCAUAUAACAAAGAGGUAACUCUGGACUUCACUUCCCAUCAGCCACUGCAUUGUACUACAAUAUGUCACAUGACCACCUGCACCUGAAUCACGGUUCUGUUAAUGAGCACACUUAUAUAUAGCCAUUGUUUGCACUGCUUCUCUGUUUUACGUUUGUCUUAGACUACCGUUGACCAUGUUACUGUGUGUUGAUCCUGUCAGUUUAUGUUUAGUGCUUGUCACAGUGUUUUGCAUUAUUUAAUAAAAAUGUUUAAAUUCUGCGAUUGCUUCCGCAUCUACCUUUGAAACGUGACAUGACAGGACAUGGGUAAAUGGCCAUCUCUGCUGCAUUCACUGAAGACCUCCUACAGAUCCUCUCCAAUGAAGUUCCAAUAGUGCUUGUAAAAUUCAGAUGGCACGCCAUCAAUUCCAGGAGACCAUCCUUGAGCCAGAUUGACCAACUGCAGCAGUAAGUUCUUAAAAGGAUACAUCAGUGUCCAGAGCAGCUUUUGAGUCAGAGUCUAGUUGAGGCAGUUCUUGAAGGAGCUUUGCAGCACAGUCAGCAUCACAAUGCCACAUAGAGACUAGCAUAAAAGUCCACUGCAUGGUGACACCCUUUCAUUCAAAAAAGACCCAGAUUAUUUUUGUCUCCCCCUUUUUUUUCCUGUUGCAAAUUAAUAAGUAACAUAGGAUCCUGUCUGCCCAAUAAUUCUGAAUCAAGGGCAGAUAUGUCUUCAAGAAUUUGAUUACGUUUCUCUUAACCGCUUAGUUAACAGUUUACUGCUGAUAAAACAAUCUUAUAUUUGUCUUCCCAAUUUCCCACCGUUCUUUAAUUUUCAAAAAUGCCUUUUUUAUUUUCCAGUGCUGCCAGAACUUCUCAAAAUGUGCACACGUUUUUAUAUUGGAGUAAUUUGGUAUUGAAGUAACAUGGACUUCUUUGAAAUCUGGGACAUAUUUAUUAUAACAGAAACCAAAUGAGGGACAGUAAGCCCACUGGAAUGACUGGACAAUCAAUGACCCUAAUACUAAAUUUGUUAGGCACAUAAAUCCUGUCUUAGCGGCCAGCACUGAUUCUAUUAUCAGUAACUUUUACCCAAUUAUCUUGUCUCACAUUUGGAUAUUUAAUCCUCCAAAUAUCUAAGAGGUCAGCCUCUCUAACUAAUUUGGAUACAUGAGUAGAAGUCUGUAUAUGAGGUUCUUCAGAGUUACAAUCCAAAAUAAAAUCUUCAGUGCAAUUCCAAUCUCCUCCAAUGAUAACAUUAUCAUCAUUAACACACUGUAUUAAAACAUCACUUAACACAUUAAAAAAGCUAAUCCAAGCAUCCUACACAGCAGAAGAUUGAGACAUAGCCUUGUGGACCACUUCUAGUCCUGGUUCAUUUGUCACUAUCUGCCAGGACUCCAAUGAUGGCUGAAAUGGAGGGAAACCUCUGACAAUCUUGGUAUUGGUCAAAUGUUUUUAAUAAUUGAUCCAAAUCUCCCACAAGCACUUUGGCCUGAUGGCAAGGUGACCAACCAUGCCAGCAAUCAAUAUUGAGCCAGAUACAGAGGUGAAGAAGUCUGCAUUGUUCUUACAUUUGUCUAGCACUGUUUGCCCACACUGCUCAGAGUUUUACAAGUUCAGUACCUGAAAUGAAGAAAAAGUGUGUCAUAUUCAUACAUAGUGACACACACCAUUUAACAUCUCUUUAACAUUAAUAGUUAUGCAUUUGAGGAAAACUGGUAUUGUUUGUGCAGUUAGAAGUUGCCAUAGCAACUAGCCCAAAAAAAGUUUUCUUCGAGCAGGUGUGCUUUGACCAUAAACUGCACACCAGGGAUGGCACCUCUACUCCAAAAGUGGUAAGGCAUAUUUGGAUGCUUUUAUUGAUAUUUAAGAAAAUUUGAGCUGUUAAUGAUAUUUAAACUAGAUAUCAUGUGUCACAACAAAUACUUAUCAUAUGUCAAGCAAAUAUUCUUUAAAUUAAUUUUAUUAAACAGUAAAGAACCCUCAACAUCUCAGUGUUUGCUUCCUUAUACAAUACUAGGGUUAACUCCGUUACAUUCAACUUCUAUGGAAAAUUGUAGAACAGGGACAUCCAAUCUUAUCCAGAAAAGGUCUGGUGUGAAAAGCAAAAUAAUCAAAGUAAUCUCAGUCUGGUAUAUGGAGGUCUGAUUAUAAUACAAUAACAGGGCACAACACAUCUUUUAAUGAACAUCAGAGUAGUUUGUUGUGACCCCCACAGGCUUCAUUUUGUAUUUUACUCCUCAGGCAGCUCCUAACAUCAAAAAAUAAGUUAGCAAAUUUAGAUAGCACUAAUUCUAAAAUGUUUUAAAAAUUUCAAGACAUGUUCAUGGUCCACACUAGGCUGUUUGUCACUGUAGUAACUGUUUGUUUUGUUAAACAUAUUUCCACCAAGCUUUACUUACUUUAUUUGAAGAAUAUAAUUGCAUAUGUCAAUUAAAAUAUUGCAAAGUUAGUGAUUCAAAGUGAUACUGACUCAACACAUGAUUAUUAAGCACCAGUGAGUGCCAAAAUGUAUUGUAAGAUACAGAAGUAUUGAACUACAGAAGUAUUGUAUACAGAGAAGUGUUUGGGCUCCGAUGCUCCAGUUAAAACUAAGAAUUGACGUGUCAGGAGAAUAUCAACACCUAAAUGCAAUUUAAAUAUGUGAACGAGGUUAAAUGUUACUGAGAUUAGCUAGUUGUUUCCCCAGUGGUGUACAGUGUCCCUAAACAAUAUUGUCACGAAAUGAAGGUGACAACGGAAGCAAGUGCAGGUUAGGCAGAUUUAAUCACAACAAGUACAAGGGUAAGGCAGAAAUCCAUAGUCAAAAAAUAGGCAGAGGUCAGGCAAUCAGGCAAAACAAGGCAGGGCAGAGAAUCGAAGUCCAUAGCGUAAACGAGGGUAAAAACUCAGAAUGGCAAAACACGAAAACAAGGCUUGGACAAUGACAGAGACUAGGCAGCUGAACGUUUACUUCGCAAAGUUCAAAUGUUCACAAGUGUGAGGAAUUAGCCCGGGGAAGGGCGGCGUACAGACCCACAGGAGGCAGAAGAACGUUCACAAACGGUGGUUUAUUGGUGCAAGGGUGAAGUGAAGGGAUGAGUGCGGGGCUUGUGGAGGUGUGAUUGCUGGUGUAGCCUACUCGUGGCGGAGGCGGGAUUCCCGAGACGGGGGCGAGGGUUUUCCCGGGCCGGCGUCCUCCGUAGGUGGGACUUUCACCACCCGGCGAUCUCGUCCGCGCUUGCACCUUUUGUGGAGAGAGAGAGAGAGAGAGAGAGAGAGAGAGAGAGAGAGAUUAGCGUGGGGCGUGAGGUUACCGUCGUGCUCGGUGAUUGCGAGUCGCUAUGUCGCUGGAAAACACGCACGGAGUCCGUCUUGUCGCUACGGUAUUCUCUUCUCUCGUACAGCCGGAAGCGCGCCCUUUUAUCUCCCCUGCCGUCGCCUGAGUGGUGGAAUUUCUCCGUUGGGUCCGCCAAUCGCUGGCCGGAGUCGCGUCAGUCCCGCCCCGCCGCGACGGUCCUUCCGGCUGGUGGAAUGUUCGGCACGAAGCUGCCCACGUCGUGCCGGUGCGGCAGUUGGAGAAGGAGCGAUUUCCUUCUUGUGUGCACCGGCUCUCUGCCCGUUGCGACAACAAGGUCUCUUAUAAACUGUGUUGUGAGUUUGUGUGUGAGAUUGGGUGCAGGUGUGUGUAGUCAGAACUCCAGAGACUGUGAGCGUGUGUGUGUACAGAAAGUGUAGUCCUCUUCAGCCAUGUCUGUAGUUUGUGGUGCCUCCUGGGAAAUAUAUUUGCUGGUUUGCAGUGAUAUGACAGUGCAUAGACUAGGGUCAAGGAUGUCCUGAGAUGGAACCCAGCACUGUUCCUCUGGCCCAUAACCAAGUGGUACUGCCGUGGCUAGUGGGCCUGGGAUGACUGGUUUGAGGCGCGAGACAUGGAAUGAUGGGGCUAUGCGGCCGUGUCUCGGUAAGUCCAGCUUGUACAUAACCUCGUUGAUCUGUUUGAUGAUCCUGAAGGGUCCAAUGUAUCUUCAGUUGAGUUUUUUGCACGGGUAUGGUUGUUUUAGAUCCUUGGUGGAGAGCCACACUCUGUCACCUGGUUGGUACUGGGGGUGUUCACUGCUGGGGGUGUUCACUGUUUCAGCCUUUUGUUUGUAGGUGUGCGUAAUUUGCACUAGGCAUUGGUGUAUGCUCUCCCAAACUUGUUCACUUCUUCAGAACCAUUGGUCAACAGAUAGGGUGUCGCUUUCCAUGGAAAUAGAGGCGGCUGGUAGCCUAAGAUGCACUGGAAUAGUCACUGAGUGACGUAGGGAGUUCUGAGCAUACUCAGCUCCUAAUUGGCUCGUUCCACUUGAUCAUUAGCCUGUGGAUAGUAACCUGAGGUUAGAUUGAUGGUGAUACCCAUCUUUUCCAUGAAACUGGACCAGAUUCUGGAUAUGAAUUGCAGACCCCGAUCACUGAGAAUCUCCUCCAGUAUUCCAAAGUACCUGAAUACGUGCUGGAACAGUAGUUCAGCAGUUGUGAAGGCCGACGGGCUGGUGGGCAGUGAAAUGAGAUGCAGGGACUUCGAAAAUUGAUCAGCAGUCAUUAAGAUGGUAGUGUUACCUUGAGACUCUGAAGCUAAAGCUUGCCCAUGGGCAGUGUUCGAGGCACCUUAGACUGAGCACACAUUGAGCAAGAGGACACUACGCGAUACACCUCCCUUGACAUGUUGGGCCACCAGUACUUCUCUCACAACAGGUCGUAGGUGCGGUGAGUACCUGGAUGACCAGUGGCAACCACUGUGUGGGCCUAGGAAAUGAGCUCCAGCCAGUGCUGCUCAGGAACAAACUGCUUCCCUGGUGGACAUGCUGCUAGGAUUUGUGACCUUGGUUUGAGGAAGGUGGUAGAAUGUACUCCAUGUGGUUGUCUCGAAUGCCUGUGCUGUGUAGCCGGGAGAGGGCAUUGGCUUUGGUAUUCUUGGACCCGGGUCUGUAGGACAAGGUGAACUGGAAUCGUGAGAAGAAGAGGGACCAACAGGCUUGAUGAGGUGUCAGACGCUUGGCUGUACAUACAUAUUCAAAGUUCUUAUGGUCUGUGAAAAUGAAAAAGGGGUGCAUGGCUUCCUCCAUUCUUCCAGGGCUAGUUUGACCGCCAAGAGUUCUCUGUUCCCCAUAUCAUAGUUUUGUUCUGCUGGGGAAAUUUCUUGGAGAAGGCCACUGGGUGAAGCUUUGGCUUGUCUCCGAACCUCUGUGAGAGGAUGACUCUCACUCCUGUGUCUGAGGCAUCUGCCUCCACGACAAAGGGCUUGGAAGGAUUGGGGUGCUUGAGGAUGGAAGUGGUGGUGAAUGCUUCCUUAAGUUGAUUUAAUGCUUCUUGGUUUGCUGGAGUCCAGGUUAGCCGCUUCGGCUUGCCUCGUAGCAGGGAUGUUAAGGGUUGUGCUAUAGAGCUGAACCCUCUGAUAAAACGUUUGUAGAAAUUGGCAAAGCAGAAAUUAUUGUAACUCCUUGACCGUUCCUUGACCGCUCGUGACCACUACCUGCACCUUGCCUUGGUCCAUAGUGACUCACUCAGGGCUGAUGAUGUAGUCCAAGAAGAAGAUGGUGUGCUGAUGGAACUUCUCUGCUUUGACGUAGAGCUGCUGCUGCAGGAGUCUUUGCUAGACCUGACAUACAUGGAGGACAUUUGGAGUAGAUCAAAAUGUCGUCGAUGUAGGUGAUGACACGCCUCCCCAACAGGUCUCUUAGGACGUCAUUGAUGAGACAUUGGAACACUGGGGCACUAGAGAGUCCAUAUGGCAUGACCAGCUACACAUAGUGGCCUGAGGUGGUAUGAAGGCAGUUUUCUACUCAUCUCCCUCCCGUAUAUGGACCAGGCUGUAAGCACUACAAAGUUCCAGCUUUGUGAAGAUGGUUGCUGACCUUACUUUUUCGAGGGCUGUGGGCACAAGUGGCAAAGGAUAACGGUACUUGACAGAGCGUUGGUUGAGGCCCUGGUAAUCUAUGCCUGGCCCAAGGAUGCCUCCCUUCUUCUCUACAAAAAAGAAACCAGCCAAAGCGGGGGAUGUAGAGGGACUGAUGUACCCUUGUUGGAGUGCCUCCUGAAUAUAUUCCUCCAUGGCCCACUGUUCUGUCUGUGAGAGUGGAUAUACCCGCCCCUGAGGUUGGCUGGUUCCAGGCAGCAGCUCAAUCGCACAGUCAUAUUUGCGGUGUGGUCAUAGUCCACUUGCUUUCUCCUUGCUAGAUACCUCAACGAGGUUAUGAUACUUGGGUGGAACUUGAACUGGUGCGAAUUGGUUGGGAUUUUCCACUGUUGUGGCUGCUAUCGGGAUAACCGGGGCUUGAAGACAGUGUGCAUGGCAGUAAGGAGACCAGUGAGUCAUUUGUUUGCACUCUACUCUGCACACUUUGCUUCUUCUGGAAAUCAAUUAAUGGAUCUUGUAUGGUAGCACUACUUGUAUUGUUCUCUGCUUGAUAUAUCGCUUUGCUUGUAUUUACUCAUUUGUAAGUCGUUUCUGAAUAAAAGCGUCUGCUAAAUGAAUAAAUGUAAAUGUAAAUGUCCUAAUCACAGAAGUUCCCCGCUGCUCCGGAGUCGAUCAGUGCUGCGAGAACAGAAGACACCCCUGAGUGUUCAAUCAUAGCUGGUAGAACGAGGCUUGGUGAGAGAGUAACUGAGAUGGACUCACCCUUUGGGAACGAGGUCUGGAGUCCCCACUCUAACCGGUGUGCCCAUGACACUUGAGAGGGCACUGUCGGAUGAGAUGGUUGUCUUCUCCACAGUAAAAGCAGCAAAACUCUCAACGACGCCUCUCUCUUUUCUCCACUCUGAGCCGUGCAUGUCCCAGCUGCAUGGGCUCUGCGGUGGCUCGUUGCACUGUAACACUUUCCUUGUGAUGCACUGAAUGGCGGCUUUGCAGAAGUCAAUCCAGUCAGAUGGUGAGGUCAGUGAGAGAAUCGAGGGUGAGUUGUUCGUCAUGACAGGCCAGCUUCAUCACUAUUUAAGGUUAAAUUAUUUAUUAUUAUUUAUCACUAUUUAAGUCCCUGGCAAAACACAAUCUUUAGGGCUGGUUCGUUCCACUCACUCCUUGCUGCGAUGGUCCGCAACUGGAGGCCAUAUUCAGCAACACAACAUGAACCUUGAGUCAUGGUUAGAAGCUCCUCUCCUGUCCCCCUGCCAUUGGGAGAGUGAUCAAAGACAUGCCAGAAACGCGCCGUAAACUGUUCCAAAGAAGAGAUGGAAUCGCCGCCUUGCUCCCAUAAGUCUGUAGCCCAUAGCAGAGCGUUCCCGGUUAAGAGUUCCAGAAAAUGGGUGAUCUUACAUGUCUCUGGCAUGUCUGCGUUGCUAGUGAAGAACAAGGAGCAUUGUAGCAGGAACCCUUUACAUCGUGCCGGAUCCCCGGCAUACAUAGGGGUUGAGCACCCCUAAAGCUGUAAUCCUAGAUAUGGAGCUUUCUGUAUGUCACCACUUGUCAUUAUUUAAGAGAAUAAAGAUGCUGCCAGAGAUGGUAGUAGAUACAGUCCCCUUCGAAAGUAUUCAAUGGCAAAGCCAAGUCUUUUGUUUUUGUUGUACACUGAAGAUAUUUGAGGUCAGAAGAUGAACAUAAGACAAUAAAUCAGAAUUUCAACUUUCAUUUACUGAUAAUUACAUAUAGGUGCUACUAGAUGUUAUAUGUAAACUUAGAACAUGGCACCUUUGGUUACAUAUCAGACAGUUUUUAAGUAAGCAGAAGUAUAGAAACAGAUAAACUUAAUAACAAAUAUUAAGUCUUAUUUACUUUGUGUUGCUUCCAAUAACUGCAUCAUGCCAGCAACCCACUGACCUCACCAAACUGUUGCAUUCUUCUUUUGUGAUGCUUUUCCAGGCUUAUACAACAGCUUCUUCCAGUUGUUGUUUGUGUUGGGGGUUUCUCUCUCCAGUCUCCUCUUUAGGAGGUGAAAUGCAUGCUCAAUUGGGUUAACCUCUGGUGAUUGACUUGGCCAGUCUAAAACCUUCCACUUGUUUCCCCCGAUGAAGUCCUUUGAUGUGUUGGUAGUGUGUUUUGUCAUUGUCUUGCUGCACGAAGCAGCCAUGCAAGCCCAAGCUAUGACACCUCCACUGUGCUUGACUGAUGAGCUCAUAUGUUUUGGAUAAUGAAAAGAUCCUUUCUUUCUCCACACUUUGGCCUUUCCAUCACUUUUGUAGAGGUUAUUCUAGGCUCAAGAACUUUUGUGGCUCAUUGCUGUAUUUCUUUGAGGAUUCCAAUAUGGCCUUGUAAUUCUUACUGGUGAGGAGUGGUUUGCAUCAUGUGGUAUGGCCUCUGCAGUUCUGCUCUCAAAGACUUCUUCAAAUGGUAGGUUGUGAUACCUUCAUCUCUGCCCCGUGGCAGUUGUUGGUGAGUUGUUUAACACAUCUAGAUGUAAAUAUCAGGAAAUGAAAUCUACAAUUCUAAUCUAUUGUCUCAUCUUUUGAUCUUAAACACAAAUGUCUUCAGUUUUCAGCAAAAACAAAAUAAUUGACUUUGAGUUUGAAUACUUUCAGAGAAGACUGCACAAGAUCCAAAUAUACUUCAAGCCAAUAUAUUUGGAACUUGUGCAUUAGACCCCAUUAAUAAUAGGAACAAAUAUUAAUUUGAUCAUAUGACAUCAAUUGCUGCAAAAAGAAAUAAUACUUUAAGGGUAUGCAUGUUUGUGAUAUAUGCAUACUGCCAUUGUAUUGCAAUGGCCUGCUGCCGUUGUAUUGCAAUGUGGUUUGACACUAUUGCAAAAAAUGCAGUCAUAAACUAAAUGGAAUGUCGGACAGGAACUGGGCUUGAGAGGUCGCCUCUUCAACCUCACACAGGAACUGGGCUGGAGAGGUCGCCUCUUCGACCUCGGACAGGAACUGGGCAGGAGAGGUCGCCUCUUUGACCUCGGACAGGAACUGGGCUGGAGAGGUCGCCUCUUUGACCUUGGACAGGAACUGUCACUACAUUGAUCUCUGGCUGGAGCUCUGCAGGUGAGACCACCUCGAGGGUCUCAGGUUGAAACUCUGGGAAUGAGACCGCCUCAUGGGUCUCAUGCUGAAGCUCUGGGGAUGAGACCACCUCGUGCAUCUCAUGCUGGAGCUUUGGAGAUGAGGUCGCCAUAUUGACCUCCGGCUGGAGCUAAGCAGGUGAGACCACCUCGUGGGUCUCAGGUUGGAGCUCUGGAGAUGAUGUCGCCACAUUGACCUCCGGCUGGACCUCAGUAGGUGCUCUCUUGGGGAGCCAUUUGUGAGUACGCCAACUGCACUUGAAACAUCCCUGAGAGCAGAAAUAUGAUCCAUGGAUCCCAAGUUUCCUGCAUGUGGGACACUGUAGCUGGGCCUCUUUAUAGCAGCCCUCAGUCUUGCAGGUCAGUGUCACCUCCACCACUUCCCUGUCGGCUGGGGCCUGAAGCUGAGCUGCAGAGGCUGCCCUGUCAAUCCACUCAUAAUAGGUGUAGAAUGGCAGGUCAGCCUGGUUCGUCACACUGGCUCCCCUCAAAAGUUGAUCCAGGUCAUUGCUCUGCCCUGGAUGCCCAAACUCCUGUAAGAAUAGUUCCGCAAAUUGAGUUACAUUAUUGAGGGCACUGGACCCUGUACUGGCCAGAUGCGCUGCCCAGUCAUGGGCCGGGCCAUAAAACCGGGACACCAUGAACCCAAACCACUGUCUCUUGUCCGGCUUGGGGUGCGCUAGGCUAGAAAAGUACAUUUGGCUAUGGAACAAGAACUGCCUCAGGUAGUCACACAAUCCAAAAUUCUCCAUGGGGAGGUCCAUGGCAGUCCACUGAGGAAAUAGGACUGACAUGAAAGGUGGCCAAACAUCCCCAUGUACACUGCUGUGAUGCUCUCCUCGCUCUCCUGCUGCAUCCAUGUUAUGGC